AUGGUAAACCUCAAUAGUGUACCCCCCAAGAACGGCCAGUGCUACCUCGCUCUUGGGCUGGAAGGCUCGGCCAAUAAACUUGGCGUGGGCAUCAUCAAACACCCGUUCCUUUCCAAGCAUGAAAACAGCGACCUUUCGCACUACUGCGAAAUGGAGAUUCUUUCCAACAUCAGAGACACAUACGUCACGCCCCCGGGCGAGGGUUUUCUUCCCCGGGACACCGCGAGGCAUCACCGCAACUGGGUCGUUCGGCUGGUUCGCCGUGCGCUUCAGGAGGCCAAUGUGUCGGACCCCAGCCAGCUCGACACCAUCUGCUUCACCAAGGGCCCUGGUAUGGGCGCACCCCUGCAUUCCGUUGUGAUACUCGCAAGGACGCUCUCCAUUAUGUGGGACGUGCCCCUAGUGGGAGUUAAUCACUGCGUAGGCCACAUCGAGAUGGGCCGGGAAAUCACAAAGGCCGAGAACCCCGUAGUUCUUUACGUUAGCGGUGGCAACACUCAGGUUAUCGCGUACUCUGAAAACUGCUACCGCAUCUUUGGCGAAACCCUCGACAUCGCCAUAGGAAACUGUUUGGACAGGUUCGCGCGAACCUUGAAGAUCCCAAAUGAACCUUCUCCGGGCUUCAACAUUGAACAGCUAGCCAAGAAAUCCCUAAACAAGCAGGACCUAGUCGAGCUGCCGUAUACUGUGAAGGGCAUGGACUUGUCGAUGAGCGGUAUCCUCGGUUACGUGGACUCCCUAGCCAAGGACCUCUUCAAUAAAAACACCAAAAACAAGAUCCUGUUCGACCCCAAGACUGGAGAGCAGCUUGUUACCGUCGAGGACAUUUGCUACUCCCUUCAAGAGAACCUGUUCGCAAUGCUUGUGGAGAUUACAGAACGCGCCAUGGCGCACGUCAACUCUAAUCAAGUCCUCAUUGUCGGAGGCGUUGGCUGUAACGUUAGGCUGCAAGAAAUGAUGGCCACGAUGUGCCGGGAUAGAUCUAAUGGUCAAGUCCACGCUACGGACGAGCGGUUUUGCAUUGACAAUGGUGUUAUGAUUGCCCAGGCUGGCUUGCUACAGUUCAGGAUGGGCAACGUUGUGAAGGAUCUGUCUGAAACAGUUGUGACUCAAAAGUUUAGGACAGACGAAGUCUACGUAGCAUGGAGGGAAUAG
This is a messenger RNA of Lachancea thermotolerans CBS 6340, 1155 nucleotides long. It is a transcript of the gene KAE1, whose product is annotated as tRNA N6-adenosine threonylcarbamoyltransferase. NCBI's taxonomy places the organism in Eukaryota, Fungi, Ascomycota, Saccharomycetes, Saccharomycetales, Saccharomycetaceae. Gene Ontology annotation, cellular component: EKC/KEOPS complex; cytoplasm. Bases 1 to 1155 code for a protein of 384 amino acids. Gene Ontology annotation, biological process: tRNA threonylcarbamoyladenosine modification. The record is from RefSeq and is a predicted model, not a curated record. The transcript has a single exon.